Messenger RNA from Phycomyces blakesleeanus NRRL 1555(-), 306 nucleotides. RefSeq lists its product as hypothetical. The transcript has 5 exons. Lineage: Eukaryota; Fungi; Mucoromycota; Mucoromycetes; Mucorales; Phycomycetaceae. The record is from RefSeq and is a predicted model, not a curated record. Bases 1 to 306 code for a protein of 101 amino acids.
AUGUCUUCUCCGCUGCUGGUUGUGGAUGUUUCUGUCUUUUCAUCUGCAAUAUAUGUGUUCGAUAUUACGGAUGUUUAUGAGCCAGCAGAGGAGCGUGGGCUUGUGGUACAUGACUACAGAUACAAUAGGUGGAAGAAAGAAAAAGAUAUCAUAAGUGCCAAGCCACAUUUUCCAAAAGAAGGAGAGGUAGGCUUCUAUGGAGAGAUUGAUGAGCACAGAAAGUGUGAAGACAAAGUAGACACAUCAUUUCGCCAUAAAGGAUUAGAGGAAGACACCGGGCCUGAACAUGCAGGCACAAUGAAUUGA